CGAAACGAUCAUAACCCGCAGUCGCCGGUCAGCUGGUCCAUAGUGCGUGGUCUGGUCCAUAGUGCGUGGUCUGGUCCACAGUGUGUGGUCUGGUCUGUCUGGUCCAUAGUGCGUGGUGUGGUCCACUGUGUGGUCUGGUCUACCUGGUCCAUAGUGCGUGGUCUGGUCCACUGCGUGGUUUGGUCUUGCCGGUCCACAGUGUGUGGUCUGGUCUGCCUGGUCCACAGUGUGUGGUCUGGUCUGCCUGGUCCACAGUGUGUGGUCUGGUCUGCCUGGUCCACAGUGUGUGGUCUGGUCCAUAGUGCGUGGUCUGGUCCACUGCGUGGUUUGGUCUUGCCGGUCCACAGUGUGUGGUCUGAUCUGCCUGGUCCACAGUGUGUGGUCUGGUCUGCCUGGUCCACAGUGCGUGGUCUGGUCCAUGAAGGGAGGUGUGUGGUCCAACAUAAGGCGGUAGCUGGCGCGUGUGGUGGCCUGCCUGGCCUCGUUCUCCUCACCGCUCAACUAUAAUGGACAUUGACGUUGCUGCUAAUGUGAGACAGUUUAAGGAUUUCCUGGUCCUCUACAAUCAGAUAUCAGAGCGCUGUUUCAACUUGUGCGUUACUGGAUUUAAUGAUCGUAACAUAUCGGAAGCUGAAACUGCGUGUGUGGAUCGCUGUGUUGGGAAGCACGUGAACGUGAACCACAAGAUUAUGUCAGUUUAUGCAGAAGUCCAGCCCAUCUACAUGCAACGACGCAUUGAUGAGAUGAGUAAGCAGAUUGAAGCUCAACAACAAAGCCUUGUUGAAAGUCAAGAACAGCAGCAAGUUGAUAACCAAGUUUAGGUUGAAAAAGAGAAUGAUAGAAGUGUCCAUCAUUAUGUCAACCACUGAUUUCUGUGUUUCAUCAUAAAAGAAACAAAGCAAAUCUAUGUACACUUAUCUAUGUUUCUGCUGAUGGCACAAGACAAUAAUCCCCAUUUAAGAAAGAAAAUGGAAAACUGGGUAUGCAACGUGCAUGUGCUUGUAUGCCGACAUUGGAAAGCACUCUGCAAGGGCCAAGGUACGUGCCAAGUUCUUUCUAUAAAGUUUCUGCAAAACAAUAUUGUGCUAAAAAUUAUUUUGUACCCCCCCUAAAAUUAAAUAAAUGUUAUAUUUUGUAUAUAUAGAAUUCCUCGACUGUUACCCAGAAUAUAUUACAAAAAUAUAUGGGUUUACAGUUUUUUUUAAUAUAUAUCUAUCCUGUACAUAUAAUGUCUUCAGUACAUAAGAUCCAAAAAGAUGCAAAAAACAUCUUUUUGUUCAUGAACUGAAAGAAAAAGAAAUUGAAAUAUGAUUUUAUAAUUAAUAUACUCACUGAAAUUCAAGUUAAGAGCAGCUUUUACUCUUUAACUCUAUUAGCUUUCUCAAAAGCUAAUUCCUUAAUGAAUUCAUGAGAAAUACAACUACAGUUGUGAGGAGAAAAUGUUGUGGAAACCAUUGAUCACAUCUCUCAAAAGUGACUUAAUUACUUGUUUCACUUGCAAAAAAAAGUAUUUCACAAUGAUUGGCCACUCAUGCAUAAACCAGCAAUAGUUUUGACCUCUGCUUUAAAUUACAAACAUUUGUGGCUCUUUACUUGACUUUUCCUCUAACUAGAUAUUGUGUGACCCACGUUGCUGUAGCAUUCUGUGGCCAAUAUGUCACCGUCAUUUGUUGCCAGGUCGUCAUUGUCAUUUGUGGCCGAAUUGCCAUUGUCAUUUGUAGCAGAGAUUCAGUUGUCUGUCAUUUGUGGCUGAGAUGCGAUUGUCAGUUAUUUGUGGCAGAGCUGCAACUGUCAAGACAUUUGUGGCCAUGUUGGCAUUGUCAUCUGUUUCCUUGUCAUCACCGUUAUCUUUAACAACAAAACUACUUCAACUUUGAAUUCUUACUCAAGUUAAUAUAAUCUAAAAUGUACAAUGAAAUUACUAUUCUAUAUAAGAGAGGAGAUUCACAUAGUGAUCUCAUUGUUAAAAAUUAACGGAUUUUAUUCUAUAUAAGGAUCGACAAAAUAUAUACUCUGUAUAUUUAACUCCGGUUUCAUUUGGGAAUAAAGACCAUAUUAGGCAGUGCCAUGGCUGAGCCCUGUAACUUGGAGACCUGGAUUAUACAUUAAUUUUAUUACUGUAUAUAAAUGAGGCAUUCGUCUAGUCUUAUUGAUGUACACAUUUACAAAAGUUGGUUUAGAUGGAAACAAUUGGACAGAAUUCUAUGGAGAGAAAAGGAGAACCUAAGGAGGAACUUCACAAGAGAGUUUGAACAGAUUGGAACAGCAUUUUCUUGCAGUUUUAUUUGCUCAAAAAAUCUAAAUUUAAAUCAUUGUGGUGUGUAUAUAUAUUUUAUUUAAAAUUGUUAGCCUUACGAUCUGGAGUUGU
Procambarus clarkii (red swamp crayfish) is the source of this 2368-nucleotide messenger RNA. The record is from RefSeq and is a predicted model, not a curated record. NCBI's taxonomy places the organism in Eukaryota, Metazoa, Arthropoda, Malacostraca, Decapoda, Cambaridae.